UUGAGUUUUGAAGAAUUUCGAUCAUUGAUACAAAGUAAAGACAUCCAAAUUAUUGAUGUUCGUGAACCAGAUGAAAUAGAACAAGAAGGAUCCAUUCCCAAUGCUGUCAAUAUACCACUGAAAGAAUUAUCAUCUGCUCUGUCUCUGCCACCUGACAAGUUUCAAGCUCUGUAUUCAUUAGACAUUAGUGAACCUGAAGACAACAGACUGGUUUUUAGCUGUCGUUCAGGAGUACGAAACAGUAUGGCUUUAACAAUAGCUUUAGAACUAGGCUUUAUUAACUCUCGUCAUUAUGGUGGUGGAUACUCAGAAUGGUCUGAAAGG
This is a messenger RNA of Lottia gigantea (owl limpet), 324 nucleotides long. RefSeq lists its product as hypothetical. Gene Ontology annotation, molecular function: thiosulfate-cyanide sulfurtransferase activity. The annotation marks the transcript as partial. NCBI's taxonomy places the organism in Eukaryota, Metazoa, Mollusca, Gastropoda, Lottiidae. Gene Ontology annotation, cellular component: mitochondrion. The transcript has 3 exons. The record is from RefSeq and is a predicted model, not a curated record.